Messenger RNA from Cladophialophora yegresii CBS 114405, 1563 nucleotides. RefSeq lists its product as uncharacterized. Gene Ontology annotation, cellular component: nucleus. NCBI's taxonomy places the organism in Eukaryota, Fungi, Ascomycota, Eurotiomycetes, Chaetothyriales, Herpotrichiellaceae. The record is from RefSeq and is a predicted model, not a curated record. The transcript has a single exon. Gene Ontology annotation, molecular function: RNA-3'-phosphate cyclase activity. Bases 1 to 1563 code for a protein of 520 amino acids. Gene Ontology annotation, biological process: RNA processing.
AUGAUCACGCUCGACGGCUCGACUCUCGAAGGAGGCGGCCAACUAGUCCGAGUCGCUCUCUCUAUUUCCGCCAUCUGUGACAUUCCCGUGCGCAUCACCAACAUUCGCGCCGGCCGUGGGCCGGGUUCAUUUUACAAGAAAACGCGGAAGAGGGGAGGCGGAGGUGGUAGACAUGGGGAUGCCACCAGCCAGAGCGUCAGGUCAAAGAAAUCUGCUACUGGUGGCGGAUUGAAAGAAAGUCACCUCGCCGCGCUGACGUGGCUGGCGCGGGAAUGUGGUGCCGCGGUCGAGGGCGCCGAAGUGAACAGUCUGGAAGUUGUCUUCAACCCUAAACCAAACCCUCGAAAAAGAGUGCCUGUGCCCUUGCCUGUGCCAGUGCCAGUGCCAGUGCCAGUGCUAGGACCGGUGGACGGAGAGCCGGAAGUCAUUGAGCUCAGGAACCCGGGCAGCAUCUGGCUCAUCUGGCAGGCCAUUUUCCCCUAUAUCGUCUUCGCGGUACUGCGUGAGGACGGCGGCACCAAAAAGCCCGAAGAGCCAACCUUCCGUCUACGCCUGAAGGGUGGGACCAACGUCCCCAAGUCCCCGUCGAGCGAGUACAUGCAGCAGGUAUUCCUGCCGCUGUGCGAGCGGAUCGGGCUGCCAAAGGUGCAUGUGAACGUCACAAGGAGGGGAUGGACGACCGGCGCCCCAGAGAUCGGAGAAGUCGAGAUAUCAGUCUUUGAACCCGGGGCCAGAAGUCGUGGUGAGGCAGCCGGCACAACAAAGGACGCCGGGAGUCCCAAAGGCAGCAAUAUACCGGCACACAGCCGAACAAACGCAGUAGACUCGGAGCGACCCUUGUUCCGUCUCCCUCCCUUCGACAUCACCCUUCGAGACCCCUUCACCAUCCGAUCCAUCUCCAUCACCACACUCAGCGGCUCACCCCAGACUCACGCCCUCUUACAUACCCUUCUCCGCGACUCCCUGCGGUCGAUACCUCGAUUCUCGGACCCCUCGAUCCCUAUAACGGCCCACCCCUCAUGCUCGACGCACUCGGGCGACGAACGCCGCUUGUACAUCCUCCUCACGGCGCACGUGGCGGGCGGGUAUAUUUUGGGAAGAGACUACCUCGGCCCCGGGAAGAAGAUCACCGACGAGACUGAUCGCAGAAGGAUCGUCGACGAGGCAGUCAACACGGCGGUGCGCGACUUCAGGAGAGAAGUCGGGAGGGGCCGCUGCGUGGACGAGUUCGCGGAAGACCAACUCGUCGUGUUUCAGGCCUUGGCGGAUGGGAGGAGUAUCGUUGAUACGGCGACAGCGAGGGGGAGGGUCAGCGAGCAUGCCAAUGCCAAUGCCAAUGCCGAUGCCGAUGCCCAUACCACCGUCGAGACCAAGGCCAGCCCCGAGACCGAGACUGGCAGUCUACACACGAGGACGGUGCGAUGGGUAUGUCACGAGAUGCUGGGCACGGUGUUCGACGGGGUGGGCCGAUGUCAGGGAGGCGGCUUGCGAGUCCACGAGGGUGGUGUGGACGAGGUCAGCGAAAAGAUGAGCCAUUGGGGUUUGGGCGCUGACGGAACGUGA